AUGAUGUUGGAUGUUUGGAGAGUGCUGGAGAUGCAAACCAAGUGGUACCAAUGGUGGGCAAAGAAUAUUGACUCCAUAAGGUCGUGCAGUGUGUCUUGGACUGUGGCAGUGAAACACAUCCUCAGGCCAAGCUCUUACAAGGGGAGUCUAGAGUCUCCUUCGCUUCCAGGUUUGCGAUAUGACUGUGCCACCAGCUUGGGUGUCUUAGUGAUCCUUGGAGUGCUAUGCCAAAUUCGUGGCCUCGCCAGUCCAGUACAGGCUCGCAUUGUCAAGCUACUCCGGGCUUUCUUGUUGAUGGCUUCGUGGCCAUCAGGGUUGGCGCUUCUACCAGAUCUUGUGCUGGAUGUUGAAGAUGGCUGCGUUUCCCUCAAUGCUCUUUGGGCAAAGCUUCGUGGAACAAAUGGCAAAGGUGUCAUGAAGACAAGGUGGGAGAACACUACAGCCUUGGGCCCAGCUCGUCACCAAAUCCUUGGCAAGGUGAAUGUGGCUGACCUCUUGUUCUUUUUUCUUCGGCAACCGCUCAGUGACCCAUCUGCCAUCGCUGGCCUUGAGCUGGUGAGAAUGCAAAAGCGCUUGCUGCAUCUCGUGGCCCAGCGCAUUGAAAUUGCACUGGGAGAUGGCUCAGUGAGGUUGUCGAGUGUGGCAAGUGCUUUGCGAGUGGGUGGUGAAGAUCUGGCUCAAUGGAGUGCUGGGAAAACUAGAUCACAGGCCGCUGACCUUCUUCGGCAAGAGCUCAUUCGGAGGUUUAUGACAAAAGCCACUGGUUUUGUCUCAGGCUUCAAGAACUCUGAGAACAAGGAGUUGGAAGGAGUGCCAGGCAGUAAAAACAACACAGCCGCUUUGCAUGCAGCUACCCAGUACGUGACUUCCUACAUGUGCAGGGCCUCUGAAAUGAUGAUGGCAGUCCUGUCCAAGCAGAAGUUCAAACACCUUGCCUUUUACUUCGAUUGUGCCACUGUGGGGAAGUGGAACGUUAUGUCCAUUCACAUCGCUUCAGAUGGGCUUGUAUGCUGUGCACCAUGCUCAACAAUGCCUGCUUUGAAGCAACCCUAUGAGAAAAACCCGGAAGAGCUUUUACUGGCAAUUCAGGACAUCGAAGUGGAAGCUCCAUUGCAUAUGCUCAGCAAGAAGGACCCAAGUGCACAGGAGCCUGUCAUUUGUGCUCAGCUAAAGGCACCAACAAGGCGAAAGCUUCUUGCACUUAACCAAUCCUUGGACUACCUCCUCAGGCUUCGUCUUUGUGAUGGUGAACCACUGAUUCCACUGAGACCUCCACUGCACUGUGAGGAGCGAUGCUAUGCAACCAAUGAACUUGGUGUCAAGAAAGCAUUCUAUUGGAACUCUGCUACCAAGCAAGCUACUUGGCAAUGCACAGUGCCUGACAGCAUGUCUGACACCACUGUUCGCUUCUCCUCCCUAACCGAUGAAGGGGAGACUGGUUCGGCGAUGGCUCUAGCCAACUGUGGCCUGGCUGUUCUGUGUCACAGAGACACCAUGCACAAACUGCACAGAGAGGAGAUGCUUGCUAUUAAAGAUGUUGAUGAGGUCAACCUUGCCAUGAGGGAAACCCUGCUGGUCUUGAAGAGUGAGCAGGCACCGUGGAAUUCUGGCAUGUUUGGACGCCGAAUGAAAGAGGCACAUGCCUUGGUGCAUCUGCUGCCUGUCCCACAUGUCUUGCUGGACAUUUGUGGGCCCGGGAUCAUUGCAGACCUGUCGCUGUCUCCAAGUACUACUCAGGGUGAGCUGAAGCAGGUGUUAUGCGACUUUGCCAAAGGCGGUUAUCGGACUGGCGGCAAGCAUAAACUUGGGCGAUGGUGCGAUUGGGUAGACAGCUUUUUAAAGUUGCAUCGGACUUGGCACAUGAGGCUCUUCUUCCAUCUCAUGGCCUUGGCACUGGAGGGCAUUUCACCUUUUGCUGCACUCGCUGGCCACCUGAAUCAACAGAAGGACCCCAAGAAAGAGUCCGAUAAGAUACUUCCACGUGUUCUUCGUGUCAAAGGCGAUGUUUGCCCUGGAGCUCAACCACGCAUGCUCCGCUUCAUGUGCACCCAGUGGAAUGAGCUAUGUCGGCAAACGCUGGAAUCUUCUUUGAGGCUGGCCCAUGUGGCUGAUGUGUGCAGUGGCUGUGAGGAUGACAGCGACAUGGUCCUCUCUGUGCACUUCCGCUUUGUGAUUGCCACCAUGCGCCACUUUUGUGAGUUUGGCUUGCUGUACCAGCACUUCCCUUGGAGGUUCUUUUUGCUGCUGAGUGGCGACAAGAAGUUGACUGAUGCGACACUUGCUGAAAUGAAAAAUGAAUGGAGCUUUCUUUUGUCCUUGGAGAAGGGUGGAGAGUGUCACCGACAGUAUCCCUGCAAGAUGGUUCCUCAUUUGUCGUGGUUUGCAUACCGAGAGAUCAUGACUGCAUGUGAAGAGCUCGAUUGGCAGUGCACUGAUACUCUUCAAGCCCGUGUGGCCGCCUGGUUUCCAGAACCAUGCUCUACGUUGGGUGCAGAUGCUGCUUUUCGACAUGAUCGUUUGGGAGAGUCCAAGCAGCAUCGCCAAGAGAUCUCAGUGGAGCAACUUCUUGCUGUGGGCUGCAAAGGGCUGAAUGAGAGGUACAAGGAGUUCAAAACUCCCACUGACUUGGACUUCAAUGGCAUCAAGCCCUCUCAGUUCAUCAAGAAAGGUGUCUUCGAUUGCAGCAGAGCCAGUGCAAAUGACACCGGCCUUGCCGGCUUCAAUUCCAUGGUCAGAGCUCCAACCAUCUCACCGCACCAUCUCACCAGGAAGUGUCUCAACAUUUGGUCUGCAAUGAAAGCCAGCAGUGGGCACCAUGAGCAUUUCUGGACUGCUCAAAUGGUCCGAAGUGGCCAGGUGCUGCAUAUUGAGCAGGAACUCUUUCUUUGCUUUGAUGCUCCUUAUGUCCAUGUCAAAGCGUGGCCAUUGGAGAGCUUCGAGGAGGAUGCCAAAAAGUGGGCACGCCUUGAUGACGUGAUCAUUGCCAAACCCAUGGAUGCCAGUGUUGUCCCUUACACACCGCACUUGGUGGAGCAGGGCGAGAUGAAGGAGUUGCGCCUGUUGCUGCAGCCCAUGGUCUCUUUGCCAGGGAAUUGCACCAACAAACUUCGAGUCUCCAAACUCCUUGACCACCUUUGCUAUUCUGAAGAUGCAAAAAAUGCGAUUUUGGCUCUCUUCAAAAAGGAAAAGGAAGGAGAGAAAGAGGGUGAGGGGGACCUGGAGGAGAUGCCUGAGGACGAGGCUCCAGAACUUGAUUCUCGAUGUGAGGCAGAACUCUUGAACAAGAUCCUUGAGUCCUCAGAGAUGAAAUCUCAGAAGAAUGAUGGGGAAGCCAAGAAAGCAAACCAGAGUGAUGCACCUCCUGCAAAGAGAGCCAAGAGAACAUCUGAACCACCUGUGGAUGAGGACCAUCCAAAGGUGCCAGAAAGUUUGCCGGCUCCUUUUGCACAGCUGGAAGCACGAUCAGAUAUGAGUGAUGUUGCAGUACCACCUGGAUGUGCCAUUCGGAUGUACCAAGGCUUGGCUUCUCCUUACAUCCAUGGGUCCUUGCCUCCUGGCCAAAAGUGGAAGGGGAAAGCCAGUCAUAGCAGAUCCUUUGACCCAAAUGCAAGUUCGAGUUCUUCAGCAGCUGCGGCACCAGCAGCUGGGAGCCGCCAAGCAGGUCGAGCUGCGUUGACAGAAGCUGCUGCAAGGGCUGCUGUGCUGGCUUGGUUGUGUGAAUGGGCUACAGCCCAGGGAGUUCAGUGA
Durusdinium trenchii is the source of this 3747-nucleotide messenger RNA. The record is from the annotation of a GenBank genome assembly. NCBI's taxonomy places the organism in Eukaryota, Dinophyceae, Suessiales, Symbiodiniaceae.